AAUUAUCCUAAUAUUUUAUGGUGUAAAUAUCAACUAAUUCUGUUGGAAAUGUUCCAAAUAUUAUAAUUUAUUUAUUAUACUAUCGUUCCCUUGUAUUAGUCAGCGUUUUGCGCUGUCUAUCGGGAUUACUUUUGUUUGUUAUCGAGUGUGAAUAAAUUUGGUUUAUAAAGUGUGAGAGUAUUUUUGCAAUGGAGACAUUGCAAAUGGGCGAGGAAUUGUCAGGAGAUGUGGAUGAUAACAACAUAAAAGAUGAAAAAGAGCCACAUUCAUAUAACGGUUACGAGAAUGGAAGAUUUAAUAUACAAUUAUUGGAUUUUUCUGAUGAUGUCUUGCUUAUCAUUUUGAGGAAUCUAUCACCUAGUGAUCUGAAGGCACUUGGCUUUACAUGUAUGAGGUUUGCUAGUUUGGUACUAGAAAGAUCUUUAUGGCGUAAAGUGGAUGCUAGAGGACAGCCGUGUGGUACUGCAAGGUUUAAAUGGCUGCUGAAUGCGAUACACAGGGAUACAACUAGUCUUAUGUUAACGGGAUAUGCUGGACAGAAUGAUGGUUGUUGGGGUCAUUAUGUUCCUAAACCGGGAGAAGAGGAGCCAAAAGAUGGGACAGUAGUCGAACCCGCUGUUCCCAGGAUACAUGAAAUGCAAUUCUGUGCAAGGAAUCGUUACAGACGACAACAUGCUCUGUUUCAUAUUCAAGCUAGACAGUUGCCGAGGGUUGUAAGUACACCAUCUUGGCCUGAUGAGCCCAGGAAUGAAGCCUGGGAGUUAGUCGCUGAGGACUUCAUCCCGGCUGAGAAGGAUCAGAAGCCCGGCAAGUGUACUGGUCCUCGGUUCACAUUCACCGGAGCUAUGUACUUUAAACUGAUAGAGAAAUGUCCUAAACUUACUACACUCAUACUGGAGUACUGUAAUAUUAAUUGUAGAACUAUACAACUAAGUCAUUUACCUCCAACAUUAAAGACAUUGUCGUUGAAAGGAGCUAAAUGUUUCAAUUUAUUAAUGGAUAGAUCAUUUUUGUUCAAGAUACAAGAUGCUUUGCCUUAUUUAGAGACAUUAGACUUUAGUGAAUGUGACUGGCUAGAUCCUUCAUCUUUUCUACCUCUGAGUAAGUUACGUGCACUCACCCGGCUGCGCUUGCGAGACUGUCCUCGACUUUCAGAAUUUGUGGCAUACAGCUCUUUAGCAUCUAGAUAUGGAUUUCGUGUUUUACAGGAAUUGGAUCUGCGCGGAUGUCCAGUUGGUGACUCUGAGGUGUCAUCUCUGUCAUGGCUGCCGGAGUUGCGAGUGCUGCAGCUGGCCUCGCACCGACCAGCCAGCGCGCCGGGACACAGACAUCACAGGCUGGCUAGAGCACCCAGCGCUGUCACACUACAACAAUGGGAGAUUGAGGAACCAGAGUUCUUUAAGCAGAAAUAUUUAGUGGAACGAGAAACGGAUGGCGCGGAACUGAAGGACUAUGUUGAUCCUUAUACAUACACAGACAGCGAUUCAGAUGAUAUAGAAACGGAUGAGAACUGUACAGCAUUUUUAACAAAGAAGAGACAAGACAAAGAAAAGAAGACUAAAAAGAGAAAACAAGAAGAUGGUAGUGGGGACGCGGAUGUGAACAGAGAUGCUCCAUCCUGUUCUAAAUCAAGGAAAACAGAUGACACGAAAGAUGGUGAUAAAAAGAAAGAUAGAAAGAAAGGUAAAGGCAAGACGAGUAAAAAAGAUAGCGACUCCGAUUCAGAUGAUAGUAAUACAGAAGUUGUUCCAAAUGGUAGUAAAGAAGAAUCACCGAAAGAAGAACAUAAAGUCAAUGGUAAAAGAAAGAGUAAGAGGAUAGAAGCUAGAGAGAAGAAGGAGAGAGACUCUGAAGGGAAAGAAGUGAACGAUGGUGCGAGUACUUCUUGGGAGAGAUCUAGACAUGUGAGAGGUUUUAUAUGUCUAAGAAGAAAUAGAGAUCCAGAGGAAGAUGAAAAUCCAGUUCACAGAGCGGUCUAUGUCAAUUUUAAUGCACCAGCAAAUGUUGAAUCUAGACCGAAUAAUUUUCCAUCUGUUUUUUCAGAUCAAAUAACGUUUUUAAAUCCACCCGGUAGAUUGCAGACUGUGGCAUUAGUAACUGAUUCUUCUGUUAGACAGUUUGGUAGAGCUGAUGGUGAAAACAUAACGUAUGUUAACUUUGGUCCUAACGGUCCUGUUAGAUUUGAAGGUGUCUCUCCAGCUAGACCAGCUCGGUCUAAUUUAAGAUCUCUGUCUAUGGUCGGUUAUACUAAUAUAACUGAUAGGAGUUUAGUACAUUUGGCGACUGCUGCGCCAUUUUUGGAAUUCAUAGAUUUUCGUGGCACUAGAGUGACUGCGGAAGGUGUACAAAAUUUUCUGUUAGAACGACCUGAUUGUAAGGUGUUGUAUGGUAAAGUUGAAGAUUGAAUGUCCCUCAGUAUAGAUUUCAUUAUAGUUAAGUGUUUGAUUGUACUCAGAGUGAGAUAAUUGGUUAGUCUACACAAAACAUUUUAAGUAGGAGCCAUUCGUAAAUUACGUCACAUGUUAAGGGGGAAACAACGAUCAGUGACGAAGAGUGGGGAGAGAUCCUAAAUCCUUACUAAUAUUAUAAAUGCGAAAGUAACUUUGUCUGUUUGUCUCGCUUU
Molecule: messenger RNA, 2623 nt
Organism: Papilio machaon (common yellow swallowtail)
Lineage: Eukaryota; Metazoa; Arthropoda; Insecta; Lepidoptera; Papilionidae
Exons: 11
Coding region: 189-2405 (738 amino acids)
Biological process (GO): SCF-dependent proteasomal ubiquitin-dependent protein catabolic process
Cellular component (GO): SCF ubiquitin ligase complex
Molecular function (GO): protein binding
Source: RefSeq, a predicted model, not a curated record